AUGUCCCUAAACCGCCUCCUCGGCACCCAGUUACAUCACACAAUCGCUUACCAUCCCGAGUCCAAUAGCUUGAUCGAGAGGUUCCAUCGCACAUUGAAAGCAGCUUGCAUGUCUCACUACAACUCCUCAACCUGGUACUUGCAACUUCCAUGGGUCCUCCUCGGCCUUCGGACCACGCCUAAAGAGGGCCUACACCUGUCAGCAGCCGAGAUGAUACCUGGAGAAUUCUUCCCUGAUAAUGACACCUCACCUGACAUCAUCGGACUCCAGACCAUUGUCGCAAAAUUAGCCCCUUGCCUGCCAUCCUACAGGCCAAACAAGAAGACCUUUAUCCUGAAGGAUCUACACAUGGCAACACAUAUAUUCAUCAGAACCGAUGCUGUUUGUCCGCCUUUGACCCAGACUUAUACUGUCCCCUACUGGGUCCUCAACCGCAAGCAGAAAGCCUUCCUCGUCGACGUCUAG
Messenger RNA from Macrobrachium nipponense, 465 nucleotides. RefSeq lists its product as uncharacterized. Lineage: Eukaryota; Metazoa; Arthropoda; Malacostraca; Decapoda; Palaemonidae. The transcript has a single exon. The coding region runs from base 1 to 465 and encodes 154 amino acids. The record is from RefSeq and is a predicted model, not a curated record. Gene Ontology annotation, molecular function: nucleic acid binding.